AUGGCGCGCAAGGAAGCCACAACCGGCCAAAGGAGGAUUUACAUGCCAAACAUGAGAGAUGAGGGAAAUCCAACCACAAUUCAAUCCAGGAGGGAUAGAAAAACAGUUCGGUCGAAGCAGAACUCAAUUGGCCCGAGUAAAAAGGAGAUAUCACAUUCACAACCACUCUCUCGGCCAGAAUCGACGAACCAAGCGACAAUGCUCGACCAUCUCCCAAACGGCACGACCGAAGUCCACCAAACUUCACAGGCGACCUCAAAACAUCAUUUUGGUCGGCAAAUCCAAAAGAUAGGACGAGAAAAGUGCCUGCUACGUGAGAUAGACGAAGGAAGCUCAAUACGGCCGACGGCGAUGCAUAGAAUGGCCGACGAACUCAAAACCUCAAGAAGGCGCGAACACCGGUGGAAACUGAUCCUCUGGAGUCCAAAAAACACCAAGGAAGAAGAAAGGAAGGAGACGAUCGAACAGAUUAAGAGAUGGCCAAAGGAAUCACAUCCCGAAGCCAUUGGCGCGCACACGAAAGAUCUCCGAAUCCACACGUUCAAAUCGCCUCAAACUUCACAAGGAGCCACAAAACAUAAGGUUGGUCGAUGA
Molecule: messenger RNA, 594 nt
Organism: Microthlaspi erraticum
Lineage: Eukaryota; Viridiplantae; Streptophyta; Magnoliopsida; Brassicales; Brassicaceae
Source: the annotation of a GenBank genome assembly